AUUCAUGCAGCUACCGGUCCUCGAUCGACCGGUUAGCUGAGCACUGUAUUCAUAACGUCAUCUCGGCGCACCCACGAACAUAGGAAAGAGGACCUUGGCAAAACGGAGGAACGAGUUCUUGACGACUGAAAUCAAUCAUGUCUGCAGCGCAGCCGGGGGACUCGGGCUCCCGACCAGUUGUCGGCACCAAGAUCCAUUCGCACAGGCGAUCAACAGACGACGAAAGAACCGACGCCGGCGAUUCUGACCCGGAAAAAUCGGAUGAUGCCAAUACCUAUGCGCCAAUCAAUGUCACGCCAUCUGCAAAUGACGGGCGAAUGCAGAGGCUUCAUUCAACUUCAUCCCGACCUAUUGAGCGCAGUUGGUCUCUCAAUGACGGUUAUAGCUGCCAUACUGCCGAUGAAGAGGCAGGGGCCCAUCUUCCGGACGAAGCACAGGGCGAGGAUACCGAUGAGUCCUCGGCUUUUGUUGUUGCAUGGGACGAGAAUGACCCCAUGAACCCUCGCAAUUUUAACACCUUCAGGCGGUGGAUAAUCGUCAUCAUCUGUUCGAUGGGCUCCUUAUGCGUGACCUGUACUUCCUCUAUGUAUACGGUCACCUAUGAUCAAAUAACGCAGGAAUUCAAUUGUUCCCGGUUGGUUGCAACGCUAGGAUUGUCGUUUUUCAUAUUUGGCCUGGCGGUUGGGCCCUUAUUUCUUGGGCCCUUAUCAGAGUUCUACGGUCGAAGAUACAUCUAUAUCAUCUCGUUCACAUUUUUCUUGAUUUGGCUGAUUCCGUGUGCCGUGGCUCAGAAUAUCGAGACAAUGAUUGUGUGCCGUUUUUUUAACGGUAUUGCGGGAAGCGCAUUUCUGAGUGUUGCCGGCGGUACAGUGGGCGAUCUCUUUGCUCGUCAUGAGCUUAGUGCACCGAUGAUGCUCUAUACAGCGUCGCCUUUUGUUGGCCCUGAAGUUGGGCCAUUAGUGGGUGGAUUUAUAAACCAGUAUACCACAUGGCGCUGGACUUUCUAUGUGCUUCUCAUUUGGACGGGUUUAUUACUUAUCUCGAUCAUUGCUCUUGUCCCUGAAACCUAUCAUCCCGUACUCUUGAGACGCAAGGCGCGACAAAUGCGCAAGGAAACAGGGGAUGACCGCUGGAAAGCUCCAAUCGAAAGGUUGAAUCGCUCAGUGGCACAGACGGUUCUGCGGUCCACCUACCGGCCCAUGCUGCUUCUUACACUAGAGCCCAUGUGCUUGAACCUUUGUAUAUUUUCCGCCAUCCUUUUAGGCAUCCUCUAUCUCUUCUUCGGCGCCUUUCAAUUGGUAUUUGGCAACGUGUAUGGCUUUGAGCUAUGGCAGCGGGGUCUUUGUUUUCUUGGUCUAUUUGUGGGGAUGCUCUUUGCUAUCCUGUCUGACCCGUUGUGGCGACGCAUUUACCAGCGCCUGGAGAAGAAUCAUGAAAGGGCAGUUGGGAAGGCUGACGACUUCCAGCCGGAGUGGCGGCUUCCCCCAGCGAUCCUUGGCGGACCGCUCGUGACCAUAGGCCUGUUCAUCUUUGCUUGGACGAUUUAUCCCCAUGUGCAUUGGAUUGCACCUAUCAUCGGGAGUGCGUUUUUUGGAGCCGGCACGAUCCUGGUAUAUUCGGGCAUUUUCACCUUUCUGGUUGAUGCAUAUCCGACAUUUGCGGCCAGUGCUCUGGCAGCAAACAGUUUUGCUCGUUCGCUGUUUGGUGGGAUAUUUCCCUUGUUUGGAAUACAAAUGUAUAACCGAUUGGGAUACCACUGGGCAACUUCGUUGCUCGCUUUUCUGACCCUGGCCAUGACACCGUUUCCGUGAGUUACCCCGUUGUAACAACUCAACCUCUCCCUUUUCUCUUGCCAGUCGGGUACGAAGGACGAGGGACUG
Molecule: messenger RNA, 1880 nt
Organism: Aspergillus steynii IBT 23096
Lineage: Eukaryota; Fungi; Ascomycota; Eurotiomycetes; Eurotiales; Aspergillaceae
Product: MFS transporter
Exons: 10
Coding region: 138-1811 (557 amino acids)
Biological process (GO): transmembrane transport
Cellular component (GO): membrane
Molecular function (GO): transmembrane transporter activity
Source: RefSeq, a predicted model, not a curated record